This is a messenger RNA of Labeo rohita (rohu), 969 nucleotides long. RefSeq names its product intestine-specific homeobox. The transcript is spliced from 4 exons. Gene Ontology annotation, molecular function: DNA-binding transcription factor activity, RNA polymerase II-specific; RNA polymerase II transcription regulatory region sequence-specific DNA binding. NCBI's taxonomy places the organism in Eukaryota, Metazoa, Chordata, Actinopteri, Cypriniformes, Cyprinidae. The coding region runs from base 120 to 713 and encodes 197 amino acids. The record is from RefSeq and is a predicted model, not a curated record. Gene Ontology annotation, biological process: regulation of transcription by RNA polymerase II.
CAUAUCAACACACACAGACGUCUCACGCUGAUUACUAGUUACAACCUGGAGAGCUUCAAGUCAUUUUAGGACAGUAUCCAGAACUUCUGAGACACUGAAGAAGAUUCAAAGAGGGCGCAAUGCGAUUAGUCGAUGUGGAGUUAGAGGAACACGUGGACACGUCGUCCCAGGACAGCAGGACGUCCACAAACAGCCCAAAAUAUCUGUCACACUCUAUUGAGGAAAUAUUGAAAAAACCUGCAUGUUCGAGCGUCCCAUCUGAGAGAACGGACAAGAAACUUAAAACAUCUGAAUGCACACAGAGCAAGAUAAAGACGGACGCUCCCACAAGCAGUCCAUACACAGCUCGUCGGUCCGGUCGCAGACGGGUACGGACCACGUUCACUGUGAGCCAGCUGGAAGAGCUAGAAAGAGUUUUUCAGGAAACACACUAUCCUGACGUUCACACCAGAGACCAGCUCGCCUGUCGAACGCAGCUGUCUGAGGGAAGAGUACAGAUCUGGUUCCAGAACCGCAGGGCGAAGUGGAGGCGCAGUGAAGCCAAAGCAGCACACAGACCGCUGACAGAUGCAAAACACACUAACCACCUCCUGACACCUGUCCUCUACGUUCCGUACCUGAGUUUUCAUCAGAAGCUCUUGCUGCCGGAGUCGUUCUGUCCUCCGAUUGGUCGUCCUGAACAUGCCACUCUUCAGCACCAUUCAUACUUCUGACCUUGUUGGUUUCGGGCUACUACAAAAGAGACAUUUUCAGUUUCAGUGCAAUGAAGAUCAAGGAUCUAUUCUGGAAUAAAAAGACAUGUCAUGUCUUUUGUAAUAUUAAGUGUUAACUUUUCUGCACUGGUGUAUAUAAACAUGACUGUGUCGUGUGUUUUUGUAUUUAAAAGCCUUUUUUAUUUUAAAACAGAAAUGAUACGUGAAGUGAUGAACGUGUGGCAAGCUGUAAAUCAAUUUCCUUAUCUAAUCACAA